Mus musculus (house mouse) is the source of this 22792-nucleotide messenger RNA. RefSeq names its product low density lipoprotein receptor class A domain containing 4 (gene Ldlrad4). Bases 16035 to 16781 code for a protein of 248 amino acids. Gene Ontology annotation, cellular component: early endosome membrane. The record is from RefSeq and is a predicted model, not a curated record. Gene Ontology annotation, biological process: negative regulation of transforming growth factor beta receptor signaling pathway; negative regulation of cell migration; negative regulation of SMAD protein signal transduction. The transcript has 4 exons. Gene Ontology annotation, molecular function: R-SMAD binding. Lineage: Eukaryota; Metazoa; Chordata; Mammalia; Rodentia; Muridae.
GCUGGGGCACAAGAGAAGGAAGUUCAGGUUUCCUGUUGCUCAAACAGUGCUUCCUGUCUUCUGGGGCGGGAGGAAGGCAAAUGAAGUGAACGGAGCUAAGAGAAAUCCUGCUCGAGUCCAGGAUGGCAGCCUCUUAGAUGCCAAGUCAAACCAUGGUUUCUAGAGCGCUCUCUGUUAAUCAAUAUAUUGCUUCUUCAAAUUUUUAAAUUGAUCUUUUAAAAAAAAUGUAUAGGAUAGCUGAAUAUUUUUUAAAAAAACUUGCAUACAGUUUCUUUUGAUUCAUGUUACUUGGUUGAGCUAUAUAUAGUCAGUGUUUGCUUACAUGUUGAGGCCCAGUUAGCAAGUGGCAUACCCUCCUUCCAGGCUCUUGUUAUGCCUCCUACUCAUCGUGAUGGGUCAGGUGGAUGUGUUCAAAUUCUUUUAGUCUAUUGGACUAACCUUUUAUAACGUGUGUGUGUGUGUGUGUGUGUGUGUGUGUGUGUGUGUGUGUGUGUGUGUGCAUGUUAGUGUACAUGCCCAUGGAGGUCAGAGGUUGAAGUCAGGUGUCUCCCCCAAUCACUUUCUAUCUUAUUGAUGAAACAGAGUCUCCUGCUGAAUCGGAAGCUCACUGGCUUGGCUCCUUUCUUUGGGUCCCAAGCGUUAAGUUUCAGGAAUAGGGUUUAUGUCUGGCAUUUUGAUUUUUCACAUGAGGAUCCACUUGAGUCCCCAUGCUUGCAUGGCAAGGUCUUCGCCACCUGGGCCACCUCUGCCCUUGUCAUGUCUUGUAGUCACAUGGCAGUACUCUGCAGCAACACUUCUUAUGCUUCUUAAACUUUUGUCCUCAUGAUCCCUUUUCACCCAAGAAAUGUUUACUUUAGCCAUAGGCAUGUACAAUAUGUAUACAAAUCAAAUACGUAUUGACAGUAUACCAUAACUAAAUUUGUAAACAACCCUGGCAUAUAUCAUUCUUACAUUUAUUAGAAAUGAAAACAAGUUUGCAUACUGAUGAGAUGAACAUGCUUUUACAUAGACAGUGGAGUCUUGUCUGAGUAUUUAAUGCCUUGGGACGUAGAGCCUCUGUGUUUUUCAAGGAGAUGGAUAUUUUUAUUUUAUCAUCAACACUAUCAACUUUACAUAAAUACAUAGUAGAGAAAAAUAGAAGAAUUAUAUUUAGGGCUAAUUAAAUUUGUUUUUCAAUCCCAAGCCAAAACUUAUUUAACAACUUUUUCUAUAAAGCUCCGGCCAGUAGCUCAAACAGCAAUUUUAAAAAUGAAACAUUUUUAUCAUAAUCCAAUCCAAAGACCUUACUCACUUGCCUCAUGCCGGGGAAUGACAGUAAGGAAAUAUUAAAAGGCUUUGAUUUCUCUAAUCUAUAAGAGCAGACAACUUUGUGGUUACAGUAAAAUCACUGAAAUUUAUGGCACACAGUGGCCUUGGACUGUGAUGCUUUCAGCAGCAUUGGUUGGCAUUGUGUGGCCUGGGGCAUGCUCAUUAGAGGGCUCAUACUGUGUGUGUUCAGAACCAAGGCUGAAGAGAAGUCUUGAGACAAAACUCGGGCAAGUGCUGCCACAAACACACAGGUUCAUUACACACUCAGUAUUUAUGUAAGCUUUGGUCAUUGUACAUUCACAAGGAACAUUGUAUAUUCAGAGACUUUCGAUUGUUGACAGAUUCUCUGUGACUUUUACAUUCAUUUAUUCAACCUAUAGUUAAAGAGGCUGGGGUCUAUAGGAGAUGUGGACAGACAGAUAUACAGUCCUGAAUAGCCUCUUGCUCUCAAAAUGAAUGAAAAUUCAAAAGGGCAGGUUCUUUGACAUAGUUGAUCUUGGGAUUCUACCUAUUGCUUGAGGGAGCUUACAUGUGAUCCGAGAGGCCAUAUUUUCUCCGAUUUAUGCCUUCAUUGGUUCCCAGCACUAAAUCCACACUGUAUUUAGCAUUAGGGCCAUCUUUGUUGGUGCAGGACCAAGAGCCAAAAGGAAAUAGGAUUUCCUGAUUGGGCUGUGGCUUGGCAGAGGUUUGUUGUAGCAAAGGUAGUUUCAGCAAUUGCUUAAUCUUUAAUAAAAGCCUUUCUUAUCUCUGCUGCAGUGCAACAUGUUAUGUAUGUCUCAUGACUUAUGUGUAAGUCAUAGUGCAAGGCCGAAGUACCUCUCUUCCAAAACGAGGUCCCCAUGUCCCCUGCUCACUUUCUUGCUUUCUUUCCCUGUUAUUUUCACCAGCCAUGAAUCUCUUCUGCAUUCCAGUGUCUUGCUUAUUUUCUCUCCCCCGCCCCCUGAAUGUUGUUACAGAAGGGUAGAGAUUGCCGAUCAUUUGGUUUAUUAACAUGCUUUUAAUUUUCUGAUUAGUAUUUAUGAGCAUAUAAUAAACACCUGCUGAAUGCAAUAAUCAGUCAGUCUUUCAAGUGGCACCUAGAGAUUGACUAGAGACUGUUUGAAUGGUAAUGUUUUGCAAUUAUCUUUUAAAAGACACUUUUUGAAGGAUUGUGACUUAAUAUAAAGUCAAACUGGAUAAUAUGUGACAGGAAUAGAAUGCAGGGGGAUCCCUCACUCCAGUUGUGCUAAUAGACACAUAAAACACUUGUGUUGAAACCCAGAAUCUUUUCAUGCUAGAAGCAUCCAAAUGCCAAAAAUAGAAUGGAACUUUCUCAGUAUAAUAAAGAGAAUUAUCUUAGUCCAUUCAGGCUGCUAUAGUAAAGUAGUAUUAUUGGAAGCUUUGCAAAUGAUAGUCAUGUAUUUCUCAUAGCUCUGAAGGCUGAGACGACUUUACUCAGGUUUCUUCUGGGUUGGCUUUUCAUGAGGACUCGUUGUUGAGUCACAGACAGUGCCUUCUUGUUUCCUUAACAUGGUGGAAAUGGCAUCGAUGAGUUCUUACGUGGUAGAAAUAGCUCUAGAAAGUCUCACUUAAAAAAAAAAUAAAACAUGGAUCCCAUCUGUGACCUAAUCCUCACUCUAAGGCCUGAUCCCCUAGUUCAUUUGCCUAAAGGACUCAUUUUUUAACCUAUAAUUUUGGAGGAAACCCAAACAUUCAACAUAAACCAGAAGAUUUAUGAAAACUCUACACCUAACACCAUAUCCAGGUGUGAGAGAUCAGAAGAGACGAGGUGCACACUCCUACCAUUGAUAGUUUGUGCUGUCCUGGAUGUUCUAGCUGGGGUAAGAAGAAAAGAAAAAGGGGAAAAGGGUAUUCUUGUGAAGAGAACAAGUUAGUCUGUGUACAGAUGAAAUGAUCUUAUGCAUAAAACAUACCAAAGAAUCCAUGAGACAGAGCUAAUGAGAAGUCUAGUAGUUUCUUGGAAUGAGAUCAUAGUGUGAAAGUGGGGCUUUUCUCUCUUCGUGUGCAAGGAACAGUCUGAGACAGAAAUUAGGAAAGUGUUUCCCUUUGAAGUGUUGGAGAGGUGGCUCAGCAGUUAAGCUGCUCUUCCUGAAGUCCCAGGUUCAAAUCCCAGCACCCACAUAGCAGCUCACAGCCAUCUAUAACUCAUGUUCUAGUGAAUGCCCUCUUCUGGCUUCCACGGGCACAAGGCACGAAAAUUUUCCACAGGCAUAUAUGUAAACAAAAUACCCAUAUACAUAAAAAAAACUAAAAAGGCAUUUGAAAGACUAAAAUACCUGAUUAAAUUUAACCAAGGAAGAAAGAUCAUUCAUUGAAAACUACAAAACAUCCCAAAAAGAAUUAAAUGGAAACACUUCAGGUCUUAGUAUUAUUGCUAAGAAGAUAGUGUUACCUGUAGUCACCAAUAGAUUGAACUCAGACCUCCUCAAAUUCUAAGAGGAUUACUUUGGGAUCAGGUGUCAGAACAGGGUCCAAGAAUGGAGUUGUGUGAGGAGAUGUAAAACUCCAAGAAACCAAGACAAGAGUCUUGUAAACUUGUUUUCUUCAAAAACUCAAAAUUAUUCUUGGAUUAUACUUUCAUGCUUCUCCCAAGAGUAGCAGAUAGGAGUGAGUUCACCUCAGACUAUUAAUUGCAACUGGAUAUUGUUGUUUGUUUGUAUGCCUUGAUGGAAAAAUAUGUUCCUUGCCACAUGUGCCUUGCCCUUGUGAUUGUACACUUUAUUCACAUGACCCCCCCUCGACCCUCAGAGUAUAAAUUGUCUGAUGCUCUGAAUAGUGUUGGCUGUUUCAUGAAACUUUAGCCCACCUCAUCUUUAGGCUCCAGUCUCCCCGGUCCCAUUUCCUCUAGAGUGGCAAAUGGUGGUACAGGAAUAUUCCAAUUCCAUAUGGAAUAAAAACAAAACCCAAUAUAUAAUAUUUUUCGAAAAAGAUUCAAGCUGAAACAGUCAUACAUCUCAAUUUCAGAAUUGACACUGUGAUCUGAGCAUAAGGUUAGACACAUAGACAGAGGUGCUGGGCUGUCAGUUUACAAUGUAUACCUAUGUGUUUUCGAUCAUUUAACUUUCGAGAGAGAUACCAAGGCCCCUCCAAUGGGAAGUAAGUAGUCUUUUCAACAAAUAGGAACACAAAUGGAUUUCCAUAUCAGAAGAAUAAAAUUGGACCUUGGUGUCAUACUACAUAUAGAAUUUAACUCAAAAUAGAGCAAAUGACUUAAAUAUCAGAGUUACCCAUAGGGUGGCUUUUUAUGACAUUCUAUACAGCAGAGGAUUCUUAAUUUGAUGCUAACAUAUGUGCAGCAAAAUAAAAAUAAUUGAAUGAUGUCAAAAUUAAAAACUUCCGUGCAUGCAAAGACAUUCUUGAAAAAAAUGAAAAGAUACUCCAAAGAUUGAGGAAAGAUGUUUCAAAUUAUAUUCUUGAUAAGAGUCAUCUUGAGAAAGAUGAGAGACGAGAGAGGGAACAUGAAGGUGGGUGGGUUGGGACAUGGUGAAGAUGUGGGAGGAGUUAGAGGGGGAAAUGUUGACCAAAAUAUAUUGUAUGAAAAAGAGGUUUAAAUAACUUUUUAAAAAAUCUACUAAAGUUCUAUAUUAAAAAGAAAAUCCAAUUCCAUAGUAAUCAAUGACGUUGAGCUGUCCUUCCUCCAAAGAGAACAAGCAAAUGGGUGGUAAACAUAUGAAAGGAUCCUUAGCAUCCUUAGUCAUUUGGGAAACACAAAUCAAAAGCACAGUAAAUAUCCCUUCACACCUGGGAGCACCAUCUUCCCUAGAGGAACUAUAAAGGAAACCAGAAGUCUCUCUCCCCAGAGCGUGGUGGUGAAGCAGAGAGUCGGGCUGCGGCAGGACUGAGAGUGAACGCUCAGCCUGAAAGGAGUCCUUUCUAACAUGCCCUCUAAGCAGAAGAGGGGGCAGAAGGAAUGUAAGCUUUGUGAAAUAUUACCUUCUGGGUGAGAUGGAGCCAUUCCAAUCACAGAUCCACAGCAACUGCAAAUACCUGCCAAGAAUGGACCAUCAACUCAAGUCAGCCAUGGGUGGAGGAGAGACUCAAAGGACCCUUUCCCUCCCCACUGAGGUGUUUGCUAUUAAAAGCAGGGACAGGUGUUGCUUUUGGUUGUGUGCCCACUGGUGACCUGUUCAGGCUCCAGUAGGUGGCCCUGGUUAAAUUAAAUGGGUCACAAAACCAAGAGUCAUAAAUUCUGGAAGGGGACUGAUGGGACUUGGUGAGGGGGUGUGGGAAAUGUGAAUCUACAGGGAUGGAAGGGAGAUGGGGGAGGAGAUGUAACCAGAACACAUUAAAUAGAGCCAUGAAGCUGUCUAAUAACAAAGUGAGUCAUUGAAAAUGUUCUCUAGAAGUCUGAGAAUGAUCUCCAGCUAGUCCAUAGAGAAUCCGGAGCAGAUGUCCACUGCUGGUAGGAACAGGUACCAUGUAGUUUGUUUCCUCAAAGCGAUAAGCACAGAAUCCUCCUAGCCCUUUGGAAUCUGCUCCAAGGACUUGCAAUUCAUAUGCGAAGAAGUGUUUAAAAAUGUCGGCCUUAAUGUACAUCCCCCACAGACACGUGGCUAAGUAGCCCAUCCAUGCAGCCGUGCAGUGCUCAUCCCUAGCAAGGAUGGCUCUCCAGUCAUGCUACAGCACGCACAGACCAUGGGGAGUAGGCUCCAUGAAGCAAGCUAGUGGCCGCUCGUGUGAAAUAUCCCCAAAUAGGCAAGUGCACAGACAAGAAUUGCCCCAAGUUGCUAAGAUCUGGCAUCCUAGGACUUAUUUCUUGCAUUUUAUUUUGAGUGAUAGAUUUGAAAACAUCUAGUGGUAGGGACGGCCCAGCAGCGUAAAUGUGACUAAUGCUAUUGAGUGUCACACUUCAAAUGGCUGAAGGGACAAAACUCAGUAUAGUUACCAUAAUUAUUCUUGUUUAAUUCGUAGAACUAUUUGGAAAGGAAUUCAGGUUGUGGAGUUGGGCUUCUCUUUCUCCAGUCUGGUGUCCUGGAAGCCUAAUCAGAAGGCACCCUGUGCAGGAGACUUCCCCUCCGAGGAGUAUGCUGCAUGUGAAAUGGAAUUCUGUGAGAGCCCUCAGGCCCAAAGGGGAGCAAUCCUCAGGCCUUCCCAGACUUCCAGAAAUGUGGCUGCCAGAUGUUUGCAGUGUCUUGGCUUCCUAUACACACACACACACACACACACACACACACACACACACACACACACACACACACACACACAGAGAGAGAGUCAUUGGAAAAGAAGCAUUCUCCGUGUAUUUCCUCAGCCCCUAUUUUUAAUAGCUUCUUAUAGUUGUGUUUCAUGGGGGCGGGGAAGCUUAGAGCACUUUACAAUUUUAUAUCUAAGGAAGGUUAGAGAAACCAGCUCUCGCUGGGUAUACCCACAUCACACUUAAGGGCCCGCCUCGUGCUUGUCAACAUGCAGCCAACUCACAAUGAACACAGUGACAUUCUGGGAGAUACUUUUCCCUUCUUACUGGGCUUUUGCUUAUAAUAGUUUCUGAGUUUGUAUUCUUACGAGUUUUGUCUGUACGCACGCACGUGUGUGCGUGUUCACGUGCGACUCUGCAUGUGUGUGUGCUUCUUGUGCUCAUUCUUUGUUUCUCGUUUUUUCUUUUUCCUCUGUUUUGUUCUAUUCUGGUGUUUGUCCCUUUUUUAAAGAGAGAGAGAAAGAUGGCACAGGGUUGGGAAUGGGUAGGGGGGCUCUAGGAGGAGACGAGGAAGGACAAACCUUGAUCAGAAUAUAUUGUAUGAAAAAAAAGAAAUCUAUUUGUAAUAAAGAAUAAAACAAGCAAGCAAACAAACAAACAAACAAAACGUCAGUUUGGCAUGACAUGUGUUGUCCUGCAGCCAGAUGAGUCACCUGUAUGGAGUUCUCAUGGUGCGUGACUCAAAUCGUACUGCAUAGCACAGGUCCCGGACACUGCCAUGCGCUAUGUGACAUCCCCUAUAUGAUAUCUCACCUUCCAUACCUGCCAUAGACAUAGCUGAUGUCUGAGUUGGCCCUCUCAUUAAAACCACCAUUUUCUCACAGUUGUUCUCUGAGGAGUUGAGCUGUUUUUUUUUUUUUGUUUUGUUUUGUUUUGUUUUGCUUUUAAAGAAUGUGUUUGGAAAAUAGAGGCCUGGGGGAGGGAGGGAGGCACACUGGGAGUGAAACCCUUGACUCCCAGUAACAGCAUCUCCCCUUUCUUCCUGCAGGUUCUCUCAGCCUGUGUAUCAGGUGCACAGGUGAGAAAGCAGCCUCUGUCUCCCUCACCUCUCCACGCUCACCCUGCCCUCAACUUCUGUUCCUCACCGCCCACCCCCAGUCCCCAGUGUCUUGGACAAGCAGAGUCCCUUUGAGAUGAUUCUUCAGAUAAUGUGACAAGACUGUUUAAUGCCCUCUCUCUCUCUCUCUCUCUCUCUCUCUCUCUCUCUCUCUCUGCCAGCCACUGUUAAUGAUUCAAACCAAUUUCUAUGAUGGGGCUGAUAUGGCUAACGGAAGCUUAUUUGCUGAUAAUGUGUUGUGUAUGAGGGAAUUACCAAACUUGGAGACUAUUUUUUUUCCCUUGAAAAGCCACAGAGAUGCUGGUAGUGAUGUCAUAAUUUAUACAAGGUGCUUUUCAGCGUGCCCCAGUGCAUCCCAGGAAUUUCUGACUUGUUUGCGCUGAUUGGACAACAGUCCUGCUGAGUUAUUGUAUUCUAAGAUUUUUUUUUAUUAGUAACUAUGUAUGUAUGCAUGUCCCUGUGUUGGUAAGUGCACAUGUAAACUUAAGGUAUCUUGGCUUUCCAGUGUCUUGUCCAUUAAAGCACUCCAUGUUGAGAUUCAGGAAGGUGUAUGUGUGUGGGGGUAGUCCUCUGGUGUUUCAUUUCUUACACAUUUGCACUGGUGAGGCUGAUGUUGCUUCACAGGCUGGCACUUUGAAAACACUGGCGUGAAGCACCAGGAAGUGUGAGAGAGCCACAGUAACGUUCCAAGUUUUGAUUCCUGUGCCCAAGAGAUCCAGAGACCAAAAAUGCCUCUAACCUGUGAGCCCCAUGCCCAAGGACAGAUACUUCUGAAAUGCUGCUGGCUGCUCUUCAUAUAAGAUAAAAAGUCACAUGUUUUCUCAUCCCUAAACAAGUUUAGUUGACCCAGAUGUAGCAGAUGUGCUUGAUCACAUAUAGGCAGGAAGUAGGUCAGGAUGUAUGCUUGCCAGAGAUUGGACAAAGGCGGGAAGUAUGUGGCCUUGUGGGUUUGUCUUUGGAAGCACCUGGCCAAUUUAGCUCAUGGUCAUUUUCCGGGAGUCCUGGCAUGGAUCUGGCUAGAGUCCAUCAUCCUGGCCAGUCCUUUCAUUAAAGCUUGCUUCAAAUUUAGCUCAAAAUGAUGGUAGUGGUCUUGUUCUCACCCAGUGGGGUUGAUAGACUAAGCUGUGAGACAGAGGACACCAUUCACUGGGUAGACCAUGAAGGCAGCAAAGUAAGGGCAAAGUUGAAGAAAAUGUUCCAGACAGAGUGCACACUUCCAAGUAGGGCUCAGCUCAGCCCCUGUGGACUCAACUAGACUGGAAUUCCCUCCGCUCAGUACGAAUCACUCACGGAUGGUGCCAUGUUUUUCUUGGAAGGUGCUGUUGUUUUUCUGUCUUAGGCAGUAGAGAAAAAAACCUCUGCUUGAAUAAUUAAUGUCUUAUUAUUUCAAGUGAAGACAUACAUCUCACAAAGGAAGAUUAAUGAGUGAAAGGAAGCUCAGAUCAUUUAAAAAAAAAAAAAAAAAAAAAAACACUGAUUUUUGACCUGUAUGGAGGAACUGGGGUCUUGAUUUUGUGGAAGUCUUAGUUUGGGAGCGUUUAUCUUAGCCACUGAAACUGAAGCUGCCCACCUUCCAGCAGCCCCUAGGCCAGAGGGUAAAGAAGACUCUACUGCUAGUCUCAGCUCUCUGUUCAUGUCAGUGCAUGGCUGAGGCCUCUCUGUGCAGCCAGCUUUCUGCAGAGUGAGCUGUCUUCUUGAAGGCCAAAGGCUGGGUAUGAAAAUCAGCCCCUUGCCCUUUGAGAGUCUGGUUCUGUGUAAGUUCAUUGAAACUUGCAAGUGUAACACAGCACAGGCCUUCCUCAUUUUCAUGCAGGUACUUGAAGGGGAUGGCUGGCAAGCCAGGCAGAUAAAGGAAGUCAUUUAGGCUUCAGUUUCAGAUAAAAGACUUGAGGUUCAUGAAAUGUUCCUGGUAACAGUGUAGCUUCUGUUCUGGGCUGCAAAACACAUUAGAAUAAGAACAAAGGAGCAACACUGUGGAGUCUGCAGGAUCCUGACCCGAGCCAGGCAAUGCGCCAAGUCUGAGGAUUUGGGCAUCCUCUGAGCUAAUGAAAACUCCACCUGACAGGCUCCUCCAUCCCCUCAUUAUCCCGCCCCUGUCCUUUCUAUAUUCUUACCUUAAUUUGCAGUUUCCUGGCCUUAGCAGUUGGCAGAAAGGUUACAGAGAAACAAUUUAAGGUCAAGUGUAAUCAGAUGGCCCAGAAGGCCAUUCAUAAAUAAUAUGAAUCACAGACGUCCCUGGCACUACAGGAUUUUACAUGGUCUCGUGAAUAAUCUUGCCCUACAAACAUAUUACAUCUUUCUUUCACUUAUAUGAAAAUAGGCACAUUUCAUAGUUCACAGUGGGAAUAUAUAAGCCAUGUAUUUCAUUAUUAAUAUAUGGAGAGAAGACUACAGACAAACUUUCAAAGAUACUGUCAACUUUAAAUUUACUCAAAUAUCUUUGCAUGUUAUUAUCUUUUAAAAAGCAUUUAUUUGUAAAAAUCAACAUUAAUUAAGCUUCCUAGCUGCACUGAAAAUACUUCAAAUGAAUCCAGUGAAUUCCCUGCCCCUGCCAGGCUUUAGAUGGAUUUAAAUACUUGGAGCUAGGAAAAGCAAACCUAAUUAAAGCUUAAAGAUUGAAUUCCAGGUAAGUUUUCUUCCCUUUAAAGAAGGCAUUAAAAACAUGUCUUCAUAUUAUCCAGACAACAGUCCUCGGAGGGAAAGUAGACUAGAUUGUGAGGGAUUCUUACGGCAGCUCUAGAUUCUCCAGCCACUUGGGAAUUUAUCUUCACGGGUUAGGUGUUUCUGUCCGAUGUUCAUGAGUGAAUGGAUCAUGGCAGACAGGUGAAAGCCCUAGUGGGUGUGUGGUUCCUGGCGUGAGGUUGGAUAUAUCUGGGUCAUGUUUUCCCAGUGUCAGUUACAGUGGACUGAAGAUGCUCUUGGAAAACAGCCCACAACUCCAGGCAGAGUGGUUGGCUGAGAAUUCCAUAGUGUCUGGAGAGAGUAAUGUCCUAUUUGGGUCUGGGUGCAAGACCAUGAAAGGCAAACUGUCCAUGUUCUCUAAAAACUGUAACUUAGGGCCCGAGAUGGCUUGCCCAGAGUCUACUGUGGCUCUUCCUAGUUCUUUGGAAGUCCCCCUCCUAGGAAAGCAUUAGACUAGUGGAGUAUUCAGGAGAUUACAGAGGGAAGUAAGGCAGACUGACAAACUUAAGAGUGUGAACAUUGGUUGCUGUUUUCCACUCUGUUCUUAGCAAGCAUAGCUAGAGUUGUUUGUUUAAUCCGGGUUGCUCCUCAUUCUCCCAGUAUAAAGGAAUGCCAGCUUAGCAGUGGUUGCUGCAAUGUACUACGUAUGCUAAAUGGUUGAUACCCUAAACGCUUUUGAAUUUUAUGAUAAGAAUGGACUCUCAUAGCCGGGCGUGGUGGCGCACGCCUUUAAUCCCAGCACUCGGGAGGCAGAGGCAGGCGGAUUUCUGAGUUUGAGGCCAGCCUGGUCUACAAAGUGAGUUCCAGGACAGCCAGGGCUAUACAUAGAAACCCUGUCUCAGAAAGAAAGAAAGAAAGAAAGAAAGAGAGAGAGAGAGAGAGAGAGAGAGAGAGAGAGAGAGAGAGAGAAGACAAAAACAACAAAAAAGAAUGAACUCUUAUUACCAUUAGAAAACAAAAUCUGACUUUUUGCUGUUUGCAGAAAAAAAACAACUUACCAUCAAUGACAGAUACCAACUUAGAGUAAAAGGGAUAAAAGAAGGUAUUCCAAGGAGAGGGAACCAGGAAGCCAGAAGGCAUAGCUAUUCUUGUAUCGAACCAAAUAGACUUCGAAGCAAAACACACCAGAAAAGAUAUGGAAGGUCAAGUCAUAUCCAUUAAAGUAACAGUUCUCUGAGACUGUAUUGCUGUUCUAAACAUAUAUGCACCAAACCCACAGUACCCAUAAAUAAUACAAUAUGUAAAAUCAAAUUAAUCCCAACACAGUGAUAGUGUGUGACUUAGGUACUCCAUUAUCACCAAUAGACAGGUCAUCAGCGUAGAAGCCAGAGAAUCUCUGGAGUUAAAUCACAGCUUAAUGUAGUUAACCGAUACACAUCUAAAGAACAUUCCAUCAAACACUGAAGAAGACACUUUCUUCUUGGUAGUCAUGGAACUUUGUCAAGAUGACCACAUAUGAAGACAAAACAGGAACUCUCAAAAAAUAAAGGGAAAUUGAAAUAGCUCCUUGCAUUCUAUCAGACCAUAAUGGAACAAAGCUAUCAAGAGCAGCAGAAGCCAUAGAAAGUACAUGAGACUCAACAGUUCACUAUUAAAUGAUAAUUGACUCAUUGAAGAAAUAAGGAUUUUUUUUUUUAACUUUGGAACUGAAUGAGAAUGAAAACCUAGCCUGCCAAAGUCUUGGGAGCAGAAUGAAGGCACAGGAUUUUCCUAAGAGAAAAAUGCACAGCACUUUUGUCUACGUAAAAAAAGUUGAGAGAUCUCAAAUGAAUAACUUAAUGAUGCACUUUAAGGUUUUGGAGAAACAAGAUCAAACCAAAUCCAAAAGCAGUACCUAAGAAGAAAUAAUAAAAAUAUGGGUUAAAAAAUAACAAAAUAGGAAUGAACAAAUGACAAAAUCCCAAAUAAUACAGAGAGUUAAUGAAAGAGAAAGAUGGGGUUUUGAUUAAACAAUACUAGAAAACCCUUAGUCAAUCUAACUUAAGGAAAGAGCAGACCCAAAUGAAGAAAACUAGACAUGCUAAUGCGCUGCCUUACUACUGAACUGUGUCUCUCGACCUCGGUUGUUCUUUGUUGAUUUUAAGUGAGAUCUGUGUAGCACUAAAACUAACCCAACAAGUUAUUUUGUACCCACCGACAAACCAACUUUAAAGUUUACAGGGUCAUCCAGAAGAUGCAUUAUAGAGAAUAUGGUAUUUCAGGACAAGAGCAAAUGGGAGGAUUAAUAUUGCUAGACCUCAGGGUUUACUAUGAAUUACGGUAAUCAGUGCAGCAUGGCAUUUAUCAGAGGAUAGGCAUGCAGUUAAUGGAAUAGAGCAGAGUGUUUGCAAACAGAUGUUCCCGAAUACCUUUAGCCGAUUACAACAGCAAGGCUAAGACGACACGUGGAGACGACACGUGGUCUUAUUAAAUGAUUCUGGAUCAAGUGAACAUCUGGGUACAAGAACAAAAUAAUUGAGAUACCUACAUCUUACCCCAAAACAACUCGAAGUUCAUCACAAUUAUAAAUAUAAAACGCAAGAUCCUACAAAAUUCCCAGAAAAUAGAGGGCAAAAUAGUCUAGGUGGCCUUGGGUUUGUGAUGGCUUUUUAAAUGGAACACCAAAGGAAAAUACUUGAUGAAUUAACCUUCGUUACAGUUAAAAUGUUCUGUUUUGUGAAAUAACAUUUUCAAGUCAAUGAAAGGACAAGCCACAUAGGCUUUGAGAGAAUGUUUGCAGAGAUUAACUUAAUGGCCCGUUACUGGAAACGUGCGAAGAGUUCGUAAAGUUUGACUAGAGGAGCAGAAACUGAGUAGAGUGGUCGAAUAUCUGAACGAAGAGAAACACAGACCCAACAAUCAUAGAGGCCCACUGCAAUCAGGAAAGAAAGUAAGUUCAUGAAAACGUGUUCUAUAUCACAGGUUUUCAGAGAAGCAGAAAUUAAACAAGCGAUCACUCCAGAUAUUUUAGAAUGGCCAAACUGCACAGCACUGACGGUUCCACGUACUGGGAGGGAUAAUGAUCGAGAAGGAGCCACAUCCCUUGCUGGUGGAAAUACAGAUGUCUGGAAGGCAGUUUUGGUAAUUGCUUUAAUUAAAAACAAAACCAACCAAAGAGCAACACCCAGAGUAUGCCACUGUCGCAUGAUUUGUUAAUUAUAUUGUUUGGUGUUUUCUUAAAAUGUAAAUCUGGUGAAAAUCCUUCACAGAUAUUCAUCACAACUUUCUAAUAAUUGCCAGAACUUGGGAGUCACCAAAAUCCCCAUUGUCGGUAAAGGAUGUGGUUACAUGCAGACAAUGGGAUGUCACUUAACACUGAAAAGAAAUGUGAUAUUGAACAAUGAGAAGACACAGAGAACCCUUAAAUCCCUAUGAUGAAGUGAGCAAAGACAGCUUGAAAAGCUACUUGCUGUUUGAAAAGCUACAUGCUGUAUGACUCAAACUGCAUGACAUUCUGGAAAAGACUAAGCCGUAUAGACAGUAAAAUAGGUGAUCGCCAGGGCUUAGUGAGGAGGAGAGAUGCUAAGCGGAGCACAAAGAUAUUGUGGGCAGAGCUAUUCUGUAUGAUAAUGUAGACCCCUGUCAUCACCCACAGAGUGCGUCAGACUGUCUUUUCAGCUUUACAGAAAAUAUGAGUUUUGGGUGAGAAGGCAUGUGGCUUUACUGAUUGUAGUAACUAAUUCUACUAAGAGAAAAAGGAGACACUGCUUGUGUCCAGAGCAGGGAUUCCUGAAAUCUACAAAUUUCCUCUCAAAUUUUGCUAUGAACUUAAAAUUUCUGUAAAUAAGACAUCUUAACCAUUUAUAGAGUUCAGUAAUGUGAAUGAAAGUUAAGUCAGCAACAAAUAGCUUGGAGUAAAAUUAGUAAGACAAGCCAGCCACACCGUGUCCCUUUGUGAAAAGCCAUACUCUGGCUGUCAGAGAUCAUAGCAGUCUUGGUUAGUGGGUGGGCAUCUAAGAAGAACAUUAUAUCAAUUAGAAGUUCAGCAAAGCACUGUCCACUUCCUAGGAAAUAUGACAUGGAUGCUCUGGCUAGCUGUGUCUUAGUGACAGACAUGGGCAGAGCCACAGUUGUGACCUGAAACGUGGUUUUUGUUAAGUGGAAAGGUAUAUAUCUUUCUUCUGUCCCUCAGUAGUGUGGUAAUAUGUGGGGAGGAGCCUGGUUAAGGAAGCCGGAGAAAGGACAGUGUUGAUGCAAAUGCUUCCCUCUUCUGUGCCUUGACUUUCCGCUGGGCGCCCCUAAUUGUGUGAGCUGACUGCUUCCUCUGGAUACAUGUGUUGACUUGGGUUCUAAACACAAGAUAGCAAUGUUUCUGUGGAUGUAAGCUGAUGGCUUGAAUCUUACCUAUGCUACAGCAGUGAUAUGAGCCCCAAAAGACAGCAUGGCAGGACUGAGCCCCAUCUACCAGGGAGAAUGCCAGUGACCCUGAAGUUAUGGCUACUUCCCCAGGUCUUAUAAAUCGUGUCACAAUUCCUGUUCUCCAUUCUCUUCUAUCAACCUCUUUCAGAACAUGUUCUAGCCCCCAGACACUUUUUAUUUAGUACAUGUUAAGUGUUUUUCUAUGUAGGGCUAAUUAGUAGUAUGUGCUGAGUGUAAGUAUCAUACAGGUAUCACGGAGGCAAAGUUCCCCUUUGUAGCCUGCUAUCGAUGGUAGACAGUAAGAUUGAUGGCUUCUGGGAAGGUAUCAAGCCAGGAGCUCCAGCUUUGAGAGUGUUUGGGGCUGAGGUAUGAAUAGAGUAUGCUAGUGUCCAGGGUAGAAUGCAGAAGGCAUGAAGGAAGAGAUGGGGGUAUCAGUGGGUGGAGACUUGUGGGGGGGGCGUGGCUAGAGACCCUGGUGAUGCUGAUGGCACUAUUGGAUAUGGAGCUGCCGGAAACUCAGAGGCUGAGGAAGGGCAGUGAGAGACUCUACAGCUGAGCUAGAGAAGGGAUAGAUGCAGAGAGACACAUAAGGUUCUAGACUGUACUGCAGGAGAAAGACCUGCACUGUGUGGCAAGGGCUGGGGUCCUUUAUAGAAGAACCAGUGUCAACCCUCAACUCCCAAUGGAAAUGCCUGUCUGUGCCCAGAAAGUGCAGAAAGAUGAGCUGCACCACCCUGUGCUACAGUGAGGACGAGACCUGGAUUCUGAGGUCUAUCAGGAGGCUAAUGAGUAUCCCUAUGGGAUGAAGCAAUGCUAUGGAAAUGAAAGAAGAAAAGAGGCUAGAAGAGGUCAGAGCAAAAGUGGAAAACAUCUGAUGACUGGAGCUUUACAAGGAUUAAAAAGUUGCAGGGAGUUAGGGAUAGAAGGCCAGGGCCUGGGUAAGACAGUCCAGUCUGCCCUAGGGAGGAGAGCCCUUGGCAUUGAGACAGGUUAGAGGCCAAUAACAAAACGAUAGAGUUGAGAGAGGGAAGAACUGCUUUGUAUUUUAGAGGCACACGAAUUAGAGGAACACUGACAAGUGCUGUCUAUCUGUAAUAGACCAAGUUAUUGUCUUAAAAACCAGCCAGUGCUCUUCAAAGUAAUUUGAAUUGCUAUUUCUAAUUUCAGUUAAGUCAACACCACUCAAGUUGUCGUUUUCCCCUCUCAACCUACCCUGUGUAAACUUCUUACAAAAGCCUCAAGGUCUUCUAGAUGUUUCCUAGGGAUCAGGAUUUGUGUCGUUUUCAACCAGAAGAAUAUCAGUAAUUAAUUCAUUGUUGCUAGCAAGCAGGUAGGUGUGUGUGUGUGUGUGUGUGUGUGUGUGUGUGUGUGUGUGUGUGUGCUGACUUAAUCCAUUUCUCCUCUAAGGUAUGUGGCAGAGAUGAAUAACUCUGAAGAGCUUUGUCUGGAACAGGUAUGCCAGCCGAGCUGGAAUUCGCGCAGAUCCUUAUCAUUGUUGUGGUGGUGACGGUGAUGGUGGUGGUCGUUGUCUGCCUACUGAACCACUACAAAGUCUCCACACGCUCCUUCAUCAACCGCCCCAACCAGAGCCAGAGACAGGAGGACGGGCUGCAGCCGGAAGGAUCCCUGUGGCCUUCUGAUAGCUCCGUGCAGCGCCCAGGGGCUUCAGAGAUCAUGUGUGCCCCACGGGGCAGGGAUAGGUUUACUACCCCAUCUUUCAUCCAGAGGGAUCCAUUCAGUCGUUUCCAGCCCACCUACCCCUAUGUGCAGCACGAGAUUGACUUGCCUCCCACCAUCUCCCUGUCAGACGGGGAGGAGCCGCCUCCUUACCAAGGACCCUGCACGCUACAGCUCCGGGACCCAGAGCAGCAGAUGGAACUCAACCGAGAGUCCGUGAGGGCCCCGCCCAAUCGAACCGUUUUUGACAGUGACUUGAUAGACAUUUCUAUGUACAACGGGGGACCAUGCCCACCAAGCAGCCACUCGGGCAUCAGCGCAGCUACCUGUAGCAGUAACGGAAGAAUGGAGGGGCCACCCCCGACCUACAGCGAGGUGAUGGGCCACUACCCAGGCACCUCGUUCUUCCAUCACCAGCACAGCAACACACACAGGGGCAGCAGACCACAGUUUCAGCCGAACAACUCAGAGGGCACAAUAGUACCCAUCAAGGGCAAAGACAGGAAGCCGGGGGACCUGGUCUGAUUCCCUCUAGAGUGCACUUUUCAAGGAGAGAGAAACCGCGGCAGGGAGAGAGAGGCCCGCUGGCCCCACUGCCACAGUGUUGUCCAGCUUUACUGGUACAGCCAAGUAAAACCAAAUGUGCAAACACGGUCUUCGUUUCUGCUUCCUUUCACGGGAAUUGCAUGCAAACAAGAUGGAAACACGAUUCAAACUUCCAUCCAGUUUGACCACAGACAGUGUUCACCUUGGGGCAGGGGGUGGAUGGAGACAAGGGCUAGAGAUGGUAUGAUCUUGGCUAAGUGGUGUGCAGAGAAAACUAAAAAAGGCUGCUUUGAAGACAUCAUGAAAGUAAGACCCACAGAGGUAUUUUUGACAUAUUUGAUUCCAAAAGGAGACUGCGGAUAAAUGAGGCCACAGUGGCCUGUUUUAUAAUUAACUGAAUAAAGAGGGAAGAAUUAUUAUAUAUUAUCAUGGGGAAGAAUCAGCCAGUUUGCUUUUUCUCCAAAGGUGUGAAACUUAUUUUGUUUUAAAAAUAUGAGUCAAAACUCCUGUUUGGUGUGCCAAGGUUUUAAAGUUGGAGAAGUUAGACGAGUGAGAGGAAGUGAUUUGUGUUGUGAUGGUAUGUUUUAAGAGUUGCACUAUCUCAAUGUUUAACAUAUGGAUGAGGGAACCGUGUCGUGUGAAGUUCUAUAUGUUGUCUUGUCACCUAUGGAUGGCUACCAUGCCCAAGGAAACACUCUUGAGUGUCCACAGAGUCAUACAAGAAAGGUAUUUGGCAAUGUACCCUGGUGUUUACCAAGUUAAUGUACAUUUUUAAAAGUGGUUAUGUUGCAAGAAUUUGCAGCCAGAAGCCGUGUACUACUGAGGUAUUUGGAGAGGUUGGUGAAAAGAGAUGCUUACACUGUGUACGGAGUGUCACGCACAGCUAGUCUUUUUCCCAGCAGGGUCAGCAGUUCAGACUUUUUUUCCACAGUAGCAUGAAAUAUAUUCAGAUACAUACCCUAUUUUAUGCAAUAAAUCGUCUAAAAUGCAAGCUGGCUAUUUUGUGUACUGCCGAACUAUGGGUCGCAGCGAGUCCCAUUGCACUUCUCCACUUUCCGAGGCAGCUCUGUUGAGUUCUGCGAGGGUAGUCUGUUUAGCACCUGGCACCAGCAGUUGUCCCCAAGGCCACUUGGCUUUCUAAGUGCCGUGCUGGUAAUGGUUCUUUAUGUUUAAUAGGCCCCUGGACGUGAUGAGAGGAACGAGUUUGGCAUAAUAAGCCACUGCAUCUCUCCAGUGUUGCAUGUUAGGGGAAUCCGGCACAGACCUGCCAGCGCUCAUGCCAAAGACUUCUGCAUAGCCAGUCUUCGUACCAUGGUCAGUGAGAGGAUAGAGGUGGUGGGUCAGGGUGUGACUCAGGACAAGGCAGUGGCAGGCAAAGUUGCAGCUGGAAAAUGGCUUCUUAGUAUUUGAAGUCAGUUUAUGAUUUCGAACAUUUUUUAUGUAGAAUAAACAACAACAACUUUAUUAUGCAGAUGUAAGAGCUGGCUUCCUAAACUGCACGGAGGCAGGCUCCAGCUUUCUGGAAGUCUGGCCUCUGCAUGCAACACAAUGAACCGGAAUAGAAAUUCGGUGGCAGCUUUAACACCAAAUCGAUCUCUGUCUCUCUCUGUCUCUGUCUCUGUCUCUCUGUGUGUGUGUGUCUGUCUGUCUGUCUCUGUGGUGUGUGACUGUUUUUAGAAGUGAUUACAUGAAGUAACUCUGUAUUCUUACCUGAGAACUAAAUUGUUCAAAGCCGGAGUCCUCUCUGACCCCAGGCUUCUCAUUUCUGCUUGUCUUAGUAGGCAGGCCACUGGCUUAGUUUGAGUUUUGAAAUCUCCUUUGAAUUCAUCCAUUUUGCACCGUAGCGUCCACAGGAAUACUCACAGCUACAAGGAGAGAGAACAGACAGGCCGCAGUCGUCAGCUUGUCUUAAACACUGCUUGCAAGGAUGCCAUUUGGGACUCAGGAACUGCUCUUCUGUCUUGUCUGGUGACAUUCAGUGGCCUUUUAGGCCACAGGUGAAGCAGGCCAAAGGUGACCUUUCCCACUUCUCUGAGGCCUCCUGAGAAGGUUCUGGCUCCUGGUGACCUUAUGCUCUCAGGCUGUGCUUGAAUGGUACCCCGAGAUACAGUGGCAGAGGAGAGGUCUAUGUCCUCACUGGGAUCUUACUGGUCAGACUUGGCAUUGGAUGACUGCCAGGGGGUGGUGAGGUUAUGGUUUUGUCAUUCCAAAUCCUAACUAGUUUUUUGGCGAAGCUGGAGAUCCCAGCUUUUAGUUUCAGCUCCAAACGGCUUCUCAGUCCUUCCUUUCAUCUUUCCUUCCUUUUCUACCGGCUGUGAGAAUGAACUGAGAUCAGAGACUCAUAAAUAACUUUGGAACUUGGCAAGCACAAGGGCAUUUUGUAGAUGCCAAUAGUAUAGGCAAAACAAUUAAUUCAACUAUAUUUAACUACGUUUCAAAAGAGAAGUUGCUUUCUUAAUGUUUUUACACACACACACACACACACACACACAACUAGUGAUUUUGAGGCUGGGCCUCUUUAAGGAAUUAGUAUAAAAGCCAAAGCAAAGGUCAUAAAAAUUAGUCCGUUUCUCUCAGCACAGGGAGGCGGCUUAGGUUGUAGCUUUCUAGCUGACUGCCCAUGCUAUGCUGUCUCCUGGCUCUAAGGCGUUGACUAAGCAGCUACUGUGAAGACACAGCUCAUACAGGGGGAAGCCGAGUGCUUAGAAGUCUAGUAUUCAGUUUGGAGAGCAGCGAAUUUAGGCAACUGACAGUAGGCUAUACUGACAGAUGAAUCCCAUGGGGCUCUUGAGUAAAGGUUUACAGUAUUAGAAGGAACAGUCCCGGGCAGGCCAUUUAUCUGUUGUCUCACAGAUUUCCAGGAUGAUAAAACACACGGCCUGCAAAUUCAUCUCCUGGAGAUCAGCCUUUUGGCCUGCAUUUGCUUCUUCCGAAGUUCUAUAAACACAGAAGCAAUAUUUAAUAGAGGAGACUAGGAAGCCAGCGGCUCACCCAUUUAUGUUUACUGGUAAAGCAGGCCCCAUGUCUUCGCCACCGUAGACACACACCUAAUCCCACAGGGUGGCAGUAACUAAAGCUUACAGGCAGAAUGUGAGACUUGCACUUUUUCUUAGUAAUGUUUAGCUCAAACUCAAGAGGCAAGGAUGAGGAUAAACUGGGAUGGAUGCCUCUUCACGCGUACAUGGGACUUGGGUGGCUACACACUCACACACACACACACACACAUAUGUAUAUACACACAUAUAUAUGUAUAUACAUACAUAUAUACAUGUAUAGUAUUUUUAAAAUUCUAAGUAGCUCCAAUUGAUCUUUAUCAGGACCAAAAGGAAGUGCUUUCAGAAAGCUGUUGAUCUGAGAAUCCAUUCAUAUGCCGGCCUUCCCCACACAUACAGGUUUUACAUCUCUUAUCCAGCUGUUCCUUUUAGAGAUGCCUGAGGCAGGUCCCUAAGAUGCCCCAGGCCAUAUUAUUGAGGAAACCCACGUGGCCUCUGUUGAGGUCUGCUGACACACUGCUAGACAGAACAUGGUCAUUCCUGGACUCCAGGAGUUGGGCCACGGAGACACAGUGUGCAUGCUGUGGUAGUGCUUACAGAGUUUUGCUUGGAAUGGCAGCUCUAUGCCUCCUAAACCUCCCAGAAGUAGGGGAGAGGGGAACAAACCGGAAAGGCUAUUUGCUUUGCCACCUUUUGCUUUCCUCCCAUGUCAGUUGCCCAUCAAGACUCGCUUGCACCCUAAAAUCACAAGCAGCUUCAUGGCUUAAGACAGUACUGAUUGCAACAAACCCUGUUGUGCGGCUGCCAGGAGCUAGGAACAAAUCACAACAGCAUUGUCAGCCUCCCUUACUCCAUAGGUUUUAGGAAUAAAGAUGUCACUUAAUAGCUGGCUUUGCCAGCUGGGUAUCGCACAAGGCUGAUGUUACAGCACAGGGAUAUCUGCUGAGCAAGGGACUUCUCCCCACACCCUAUCUUUGUCCCUAAGUAUGCUGGAGAUACUGUAACAUGACCAGGUUAGCACGAGACAGGUGAUGCAGCUGCACACACCCUCUCGAUCCCUAGCUCGGCGAGUCCAUCUCUAAGCAGGUGAGGUGCCUUGUUCUGAGGUCAGGAGGUAGAGGGCCCCGGCCCCAGCGUGUUGUGCUCACCUCUGUUGUGUCUCACUUGAAAUGGUGCUUCUUCACCUGUUUGCUUUUAUUUGUAAGGUGCUGUAUACACGUUGAACAUAUGCACAUACUCUACCCAAUGGGUAGAACAAGAAACUAAUACUGUAAUAUAUUGUACAGAUACCAGUUUUAACAGAAAUGGCAUAGAAUUUGUGAAUGCCUAUGUACUCCAUCUUUUGUAAGGAAACUUGCAAAUGAUUACAUACAGAUAAAAUCUAUGUAGUUUAUUUUCCUAUUAAAUACCAUAUUAACACCAUGGAAUGAAGUCUGAACAAGGAAGCAGCCGUUUAUGACCAGCAUAUACAUAGGCAUCCAGUUGCACCUUUGCUCUGAAAACACUUUGGCAAUUUCUGAGAUAUUUUUAUUUGAAUCCCUUUAGAAAUAGACCAAUUUGGUUCUAUUUUAGUCGUGGGGCGGGGGGAGUUGCUUUUGAGCUUGCUCUAUGUGCGGGCCUUUUCUCUCAAUGUAUUUAUCAGUGUCAGGCCUCAGUGGGAUGUGCAAAUCUUUGAUGGCACUCGUGGUGUCAGGAAAGUGAGUAACCUGUAGUAGAGGCUAUUCAGCCUAAGGGCACUUGUGACCAGUUUGUGUCCCAUGUUUCUCAGUGCCUUGUCUUAUAUAUGGAAGCUAUGGAGCCAAUGAACUGUCUGGAAUUUGUACGGAGUGUCUCAGAAAAAAAGACCCAUUGGGGAAGAUGAUUAGGGUAGGGAAAAUGUUUUGAGUCGUUGUUAGAGAACUGUCAGCUGAGUAUAGAAUCUGAAGUCCAGUCCUGUGUUCUGUGGUAGUCCUGACCCCUAAGACAAUUGGGUUUAAUUAUCAGGUUACAUGUUAAGCUGCAUGUCAAGUCAUACUUCACUCUUCCAGCUUAGUCUUUCGUAUCCAAUUGUAGCUUUGGCAUUUUUUAUUUUUAAGCACAGAAGCCUUGGUGUCCAUUAAACCACCAUGGAUACUAAGUGCUGUCUAAGCUAAUCCAGUUAUGCCAUCAGGUGACCAUUUGAGUAAUUCUGGGCUUUUCUUUGUUCUGUGGUAUGUGCUCUGAUUUUGAAAGUCAGAAACAGAAUUAUCCCCCAAUGGGGGUGGGGUGGGGGGGGAAUAAAAGCUCCAAGCUAGUACUAAUUAUUCUUAAUGUGCGACUCUUAAUGCUGACUCUGCUCUUUAACACCUCCCGACAUACAAGAGGGGAGCAAAUGUGACAGUGGGUAUCUCUGUCUCCUGCAGGACACAUCCUGAGGGUCCCAGGGUCAAGACCCGAGGCUCACAGAAAAUGAGCACUCUAGUGAUUGUGCGAGUGUUCUGGACUCAGUAGUAAGAUGUAUGAGCACCAGGCUCCUUUCUACAGACCCAGCUCGGACUGAGCGCUCCUCUCAACGAUGCUGGAUGUGCCUGCCUUUCCAAACUCUCAAUUUCAAUUCAUAUCCUCGUUGAGUUUAAAGUUGUUUUAAAAUAUAUACAACAGUAUCCACAGCAUUUAGUUCAUUUUAUUUUUAUUAUAAAGCAAUCUACUAAAAAAAAAAUACAAUUGUAUUUGAACCUUCCGAUCUCUGUGAGCUAUGAUGAUCAGAAGUCAGAGUCCUUUUGUGUUUAAACAACCAUAUGCUUAUUCUUUAACAUAACUCCUGCUUAUAUAUGGGCAGUGAUUCUCCACUGUCAUCCACCUGCAUCUUUUGCCCCGGCGGCGAUGUGGUUUAGACCUCAGGUCUGUAAUUGCAAUACUUUUGAUGAAAGAUGUUGCACAAGUGCUGUUUGUUAGUUAUGAAAUCAGGUUUUCUGCUUGUUCUUAAUGCCAUGGUCAAAUCAUAGCACAAAAUCAUUAAAAAUAAUCAGUGAUAAAUAA